Messenger RNA from Eutrema salsugineum, 2972 nucleotides. Its product is annotated as pentatricopeptide repeat-containing protein At5g02860. NCBI's taxonomy places the organism in Eukaryota, Viridiplantae, Streptophyta, Magnoliopsida, Brassicales, Brassicaceae. The record is from RefSeq and is a predicted model, not a curated record. The transcript has a single exon. Bases 51 to 2537 code for a protein of 828 amino acids. Gene Ontology annotation, molecular function: protein binding; mRNA binding.
UCUCGCUUCUUCCUCCUUCCCCCUCUCCGUUUCUUUCUCCAAUACCUCUAAUGGCGGACAAGCUAGCUCUCCCUCUUCUUCUUCCAAGCACUCCUUCCUCAAAACCCUUGUUUCACGACCAAAACCACCACCACCAACUCUCUAGAACGCCCUUUCUUACAUCGCCACUUUCAUCACAACCUCCACCACCUCCAGUAGAACCUCUCCUCCACGACGUCUUCCUCCACCAAAACCCUAAUUCGAGAAAACCCAUAACCCCACAAACCCCUAAAAACCGUAACCGGACCCGAAUCGGAAAAUCCCGCGACCCUAACCUCGGGAAACCUUGGUCCUACAAUGGCUUAUCUCCACAAGGUCAGCAAAUCCUCCGUUCGUUAAUCGAACCGUCUUUCGAUUCCGGCCAACUAGACGCUCUUCUCUCUCAGCUAUUCGAGCCGUAUAAAGAUAAUCAAAUGGAGUCUUCGUCGUCUUCUUCUACUUCCUCAGAGUUAGUCGCUCUUCUUAAAGGAUUAGGAUUCCACAAGAGAUUCGAUUUGGCGUUGAGUGCGUUUGAUUGGUUUAUGAAGCAAAAGGAUUAUCAAAUCAUGUUGGAUAACUCUGUUGUUGCUGUAGUUAUCUCAAUGUUGGGUAAAGAAGGAAGAGUCUCUUCCGCUUCGAUUUUGUUCAAUGGUUUGCUUGAAAAAGGGUUUUCACUCGAUGUUUACUCGUACACUUCGCUGAUAUCGGCGUUUGCGAAUAGUGGAAGGUAUAGAGAUGCUGUAAUGGUGUUUAAGAAGAUGGAGGAAGAAGGUUGUAAACCGACUUUGAUUACUUACAACGUUAUUCUGAAUGUAUUUGGGAAAAUGGGUACUCCUUGGAACAAGAUCAUGUCCCUCGUGAAGAAGAUGAAGAGUGAAGGGAUUGCUCCUGAUGCGUAUACGUAUAACACGCUUAUAACUUGUUGUAAAAGAGGCUCUUUGCACGAAGAAGCUGCUCGGGUUUUCGAGGAGAUGAAGGUUGCUGGGUUUAGUCAUGAUAAGGUUACUUACAACGCGUUGUUAGAUGUUUAUGGUAAGUCUCAUCGGCCUAAAGAAGCUAUGAAGGUUUUGAAUGAGAUGGAGCUUAGUGGGUUUACACCGAGCAUUGUGACUUAUAACUCGUUGAUAUCUGCUUAUGCGCGUGAUGGGAUGCUUGAUGAAGCAAUGGAGCUUAAGAACCAGAUGGUGGAGAAGGGAAUGAAGCCUGAUGUUUUCACUUACACGACGCUUUUAUCGGGAUUCGAGAGAGCUGGGAAGGUUGAAUCCGCUAUGAGUGUCUUUGAAGAGAUGAGAAACGCUGGAUGCAAACCGAAUAUUUGUACUUUUAAUGCGUUUAUAAAGAUGUAUGGGAACAGGGGAAAGUUUGCAGAGAUGAUGAAGAUAUUCGAUGAGAUUAACGUGUGUGGUCUUUCUCCAGACAUUGUCACUUGGAACACGCUAUUAGCAGUGUUUGGCCAAAACGGGAUGGAUUCAGAAGUGUCGGGUGUAUUCAAGGAGAUGAAGAGAGCAGGUUUCAUACCCGAAAGAGAGACUUUCAACACGCUAAUCAGUGCUUAUAGUCGAUGUGGCUCCUUUGAACAAGCUAUGACUGUUUACAGGCGGAUGCUUGAAGCUGGAGUCACUCCUGAUCUUUCCACUUAUAAUACUGUGUUGGCAGCUUUGGCACGUGGAGGAAUGUGGGAACAAUCUGAGAAAGUUCUUGCAGAGAUGGAAGAUGGUCGAUGCAAACCGAAUGAAUUAACUUACUGUUCUCUUCUUCACGCAUAUGCAAACGGCAAGGAGAUAGGUCGGAUGCAUUUCUUAGCGGAAGAAGUGUAUUCUGGAGUUAUCGAGCCUCGAGCUGUGCUUUUGAAGACGCUAGUCUUGGUUUGUAGUAAAUGUGAUCUUUUGCCAGAGGCUGAACGUGCAUUCUCUGAGCUUAAAGAAAGAGGGUUUUCACCAGACAUAACCACAUUGAACUCCAUGGUUUCGAUAUACGGAAGAAGGCAGAUGGUGGCUAAGGCGAACGAAGUCUUGGACUACAUGAAAGAGAUGGGUUUCACACCGAGCAUGGCGACUUACAAUAGCCUCAUGUAUAUGCAUAGCCGGUCCACGGAUUUCGGGAAAUCCGAGGAGGUCUUGAGGGAGAUACAGGCUAAAGGGAUCAAACCAGAUAUCAUAUCUUACAACACAGUCAUUUACGCGUAUUGUAGGAAUACUCGGAUGAGAGAUGCUUCUAGAAUAUUCGCAGAGAUGAGGGAGUCAGGGAUUGUUCCUGAUGUUAUCACCUACAAUACGUUUAUUGGUUCUUAUGCGGCUGAUUCGAUGUUUGAGGAGGCCAUUGGGGUCGUUAGGUACAUGAUCAAGAAUGGUUGUAGACCGAACCAAAACACAUAUAACUCCAUUGUCGAUGGUUACUGCAAGUUAAACAGGAAAGAUGAAGCAAAGCUGUUUGCUGAAGAUCUGAGGAAUCUUGAUCCACAUGCACCUAAAGAUGAGGAUCGUAGGUUACUGGAACGCAUACUGAAGAAACGGCCAUAAGAUCUUCAGGAUUCUACAUUGAGGACUAUUGGCUGUGCCUGCUUAUCUGCUUAUCGCGAUAAGCUAUACAAUAUCCGUAGCUGACCCUUCAUCAGUUUCACUUGUACAGAUGAAACCCGAAGUAUGAAACUGUAUAGGCCGUUGGUGGUUUUUUGUUAGCGAUGUAUGGAACAGAUGCUCUUACCCGGUUCAAACUCUGCCCAUCUCUGUUCCAGAUGAUCUCUCUGGUGAUGGGAAAUGGAACUAGUUUUGCUUAAAAUGAUGUGAAAGGGCUUAUAAACUAUGGGUAUUGGAGCAUGAUUGCCUAAGUUGUUACAUUAGAAAGAAGUAGAGAUCUUUUGCUUUUUGUUGUGUGAGGCUGAGAACUACGAAUCAUAGUGGUUGAUUUAUAAGAUCAGUUACUGUAUAUGUUGUCAGAUGUAUUGUAGCUUUAUA